Canis lupus familiaris (dog) is the source of this 2530-nucleotide messenger RNA. It is a transcript of the gene ADGRG5, whose product is annotated as adhesion G protein-coupled receptor G5. Lineage: Eukaryota; Metazoa; Chordata; Mammalia; Carnivora; Canidae. The transcript has 13 exons. Gene Ontology annotation, molecular function: G protein-coupled receptor activity. Bases 180 to 2084 code for a protein of 634 amino acids. Gene Ontology annotation, biological process: adenylate cyclase-activating G protein-coupled receptor signaling pathway; cell surface receptor signaling pathway. Gene Ontology annotation, cellular component: membrane. The record is from RefSeq and is a predicted model, not a curated record.
AGAGCAGAGAGCAGGAGAGGGCGGAGGGCUGGGGCUGAGCGACACAGAGAGGUGGCCCCGGCACACACAUCCAACUUCCUUUUCUUCACGUAGACAGACCGGUGGCAGCAGUACAGCAGCAGGACGGCAGCGGCUCCACAGGGUGGGAGCUGGUUCUUGGAAGAGACGAGGUCCAGGACAUGGAUCCCUGGGGGGUCUUUUUCCUCUGUUUAUGCUUCAUGACUGCUCAGAGUGAGACCAUGGAGGCAUCCCAAGAACCCCUGCACUGGAUGAAGAAGCUGGAGAGGAUGGUCAGGAGCCGCAGCUCAAUUUCUCUUCCUGGCCUCAUCCGGGACCUGGAGUGCAGCCUGUUGAACGCCAGCUUUGGGGGCAGCAACCUGACCUUGCAGACGCCCAACAUCCAGGCGCUGAUCUUCAAGCUGGGCUGCAACUUUGCCGGCCUCUCGCUGAACAGCACUACCAUGAAGCGGGUCCCCCAGGCCUGGGUCCCCCACGCCAUGCAGUUCCCCGCGGAGCUGACCCAGGACGCCUGUAGGACCCGCCCCAGGGAGCUGCGGCUCAUCUGCAUCUACUUCUUCACAGACCACUUUUUCCAGAACACCAACUCAUCUCUGCUCAAUAACUACGUCCUGGGGGCCCAGCUGGGGCGUGGACAUGUGAACAACCUCAGGGACCCGGUCAACAUCAGCUUUUGGCACAACCGGAGCCUGGAAGGCUACACAGCAACCUGUGUCUUCUGGAAGGAAGGAGCCAGCAAGGAUUACUGGGGGGCCUGGAGUUCUGAGGGCUGUCGCACAGAGCAGCCCUCACCUUCCCAGGUGCUCUGCCGCUGCAAUCACCUCAGCUACUUUGCUGUUCUCAUGCAACUCUCUCCAGCUCCGAUUCCUGAAGAGCUGCUGGCCCCUCUCACGUACAUCUCCCUGGUGGGCUGCAGCAUCUCCAUGGUGGCCUCACUACUCACUCUGCUGCUGCACUUCCAAGCCAGGCAGCAGGGUGACUCCAUAACACGUAUCCACAUGAACCUGCAUGCCUCCGUGCUGCUCCUCAAUGUGACCUUCCUGCUGAGUCCUUCGCUGGCUCUGCCCUCCACGUCCGAGACGGCGGCGUGCAAAGCACUGGCUGCCAUCAUGCACUUUGCGCUGCUCAGCUGCCUCACCUGGAUGGCCAUUGAAGGCUUCAACCUCUACCUCCUCCUUGGGCGUGUCUACAACAUCUACAUCCACCGAUACUUGCUCAAGCUCUGCGCGGUGGGCUGGGUGGCCACUGCCAUGAGAGCUGCUCGUCAUCCCUGUCAGUGCUCACCUCUACUUUCUGCACCUCUAUUUUUGUCGCCCAUUCUACCUCCAACACCUCAUCUCCUCCAUCUCCAGCACCUCCAUCACCAUCACUUCCAACACUUCCACCAUCACCUCGUCUACCUCCAACACCACCAUCGCCUCUACUGUCAUCUCCACAGGAACUCCAACACCAUCAUCAAUGCCACCACUACCUCCAACUUCUACCUCCAACUCCACCAUCACCAUCACCACCACCUCCAUCAUCACCACCAUCCUCAUCUUCACCACAAUCUCUGCGCCACCUUCAUGGGGGUCCCGGCCCUCCUGGUGCUGCUCCUUCUUGUCACUCAGCACUCAGUGUAUGGACCUCACACAAUCCCACUCUCCAACAGCCAGGGAAAUGACACAGCCUUCCGGAACGUUUCCAUAUGCUGGGUGCGGGACCCCUGGGUGCACAACAUCUUGGUCAUGGGCUACGGUGGCCUCACGUCUGUUUUCAACCUGGUGGUGCUGGUCUGGGCGCUGCGGCUGCUGCACCAGCUGCGGGCCCGGGAGGAGGUGCAGAGCCCCCGCGCCUGCCGGGACAGCGUCACCGUGCUGGGCCUCACCAUGCUGCUGGGCACCACCUGGGCCCUGGCUUUCUUCUCCUUCGGUGUCUUCCUGUUGCCCCAGCUCUUCCUCUUCACCACCUUCAACUCACUCUACGGUUUCUUCCUCUUCCUGUGGUUUUGCUCCCAGAGGUACCACGCGGAGGCGGAGGCCGAGGCUGAGAUGGAGGCGUUCAGCUCCUCCCAGACCAUGAAGUAGUCUGGGGCUCCUUGCCCAGAACCCGUGGCCUCUCUGGCUACCUGCAGCCCAGGACUCUGGCCUCUACCAGAAAAAGUGGCAGGCAAGGCUGCUGGAUGGCAGAGCCCUCCCUGGCCUCCAGGGAGACUUUUCAGCCUCCAUGGCUUCCCCAGGCCCAGAGGUCAGGGCAUUGCCCUGCCUCCACUGGCGUUCUGCUCCAGGACAGGUCCAACCCCACUGGGGGCCAGCAAACAUUGCCCUGGUGCCUGGGCCCGGUUAGCCCUGGUUAGGCUUGUGGGCAGAGGCUGGCCUGGGAGUCAGGAGCCCAUACUGCAAGGCUGGACUCUGUCUUACUGUACGACCUUGGGCCUGUCAUCCUCACUGACUGGUUUCCACAUGGGGACAUGGGGCUGACAGCUCCGGUCCUGCCUUACCCGAGAGCUUUGUGAAAACUGAAUGAGACCAGG